AAAUCGAAGAAACCCAAAGACCCGAUGCAAUAAAAUUGAUUGAUAAUGAAAAUUUGGAUCAAAAAAUAAAUAAUUCAAAAUUAUCAACAAAUUUAAUUAAUGAUCUGCAAAAAUUAAGAAUAUCAAGAUUGGAUAAAUUACAUUUUGAACAAAAGAGUUAUUAUAAUGAAUUAAAAGAUAAAACAGAAGUUAUUACAACUUUGAAUAAUUUAUUCGAUACUAUCAAUAAUAAUAAAGUUUUAACGGACAUGCAAAAAUCAGUUUUAUUAAAAAGUAUAAAUGAUAAAAUUUUUAAAAUUAAUCAAAAACAAGAAUAUGAUUUGAUCAAAAAUGGAAUAAUUAAAGAAAAAGAUUCACAAUAUAAAUCAGACAUUAAAAACAAAGCAUUUAUUUCAAAUUUACUUGAUGAAAAAUUAUUUGAUAUUUUGAUAACAAAUGAUUCUUUGUUAACAACAGAGCAAAAAAAUCAACUUCACGUAUUGAGAAAACAAAGAAUUCAAAUUUUAACAGAUAAAAUAUUUGAUGAGCUUAAAAAUAAUAUAAAAAAUAAAAAAGUUUCAAGUAAACUAGAAGAUAAAGGAUACUAUAAUAGUAGAAUUGGAGAGAUUCAUAAAGAAUUUUUAACAAACAAUCGAAAAUUAAAAGAUUUAUAUAUUCAUAGAAGAUGGAAAUUAGAUAUGAUUCAAG
Racocetra persica is the source of this 687-nucleotide messenger RNA. NCBI's taxonomy places the organism in Eukaryota, Fungi, Glomeromycota, Glomeromycetes, Diversisporales, Gigasporaceae. The record is from the annotation of a GenBank genome assembly.